Messenger RNA from Macadamia integrifolia, 987 nucleotides. Its product is annotated as V-type proton ATPase 16 kDa proteolipid subunit. Bases 168 to 665 code for a protein of 165 amino acids. Gene Ontology annotation, molecular function: proton-transporting ATPase activity, rotational mechanism. The transcript is spliced from 3 exons. NCBI's taxonomy places the organism in Eukaryota, Viridiplantae, Streptophyta, Magnoliopsida, Proteales, Proteaceae. Gene Ontology annotation, cellular component: proton-transporting V-type ATPase, V0 domain. The record is from RefSeq and is a predicted model, not a curated record. Gene Ontology annotation, biological process: proton transmembrane transport.
GGAAGUGUGAUAUAAUAAUAUUCGAGGGGUCGAUCGUCUCGUGAGCGAUGAUAUAGAACUCUACACAGAGGAGGAAGAAGGAUCUUGCGUCAAUUCUCUGCGGACUAAAGAGAGUUCAACAAUUCUCAGAUCUGAUCGUAGUUUAUUUAAAUCCUGACGCAGUAAAAAUGUCGUCUACCUUUAGCGGCGAUGAAACUGCUCCAUUCUUCGGCUUCCUCGGCGCUGCAGCUGCCCUAGUUUUCUCCUGUAUGGGAGCUGCUUAUGGAACCGCAAAGAGUGGUGUUGGUGUGGCCUCCAUGGGUGUUAUGAGGCCAGAGCUUGUGAUGAAAUCGAUCGUUCCUGUCGUUAUGGCCGGAGUUUUAGGUAUUUAUGGCCUAAUUAUUGCCGUCAUCAUAAGUACUGGAAUAAACCCCAAGGCCAAAUCAUAUUACCUUUUUGAUGGUUACGCACACCUUUCUUCUGGUCUUGCUUGUGGUCUCGCUGGACUCUCUGCUGGAAUGGCGAUUGGGAUCGUUGGUGAUGCUGGCGUUAGAGCUAAUGCACAACAACCAAAACUCUUUGUUGGAAUGAUCCUGAUUCUCAUCUUCGCGGAAGCGUUGGCGCUUUAUGGGCUCAUUGUUGGUAUUAUCCUCUCUUCCCGAGCUGGUCAGUCCAGAGCAGACUGAGGAAUAGGAGAACCUUGCGAUUUCUGUGUGCUUUGUUGGUAUCAUUUGGAAGUUCCAGAAGUUCCAAGUUCUUUGCAACCUAGUGAUGGUAGUUCAAUCAUGCGUAUCUGUCGCGGCGAAAUUUCUUCACUUGGAAACUGAUUGAUUUACUGACUUCAUUUGGCGGUUGCUUUGUACUGGUUGUAGAAUUAUUGUGUUUCUUGCCAAAAUAAAGCUUGGGAAGCUUACCAUUUAUCAAUUACUGUAUUUUGCAAACAUAAGUAAUAGAUGGUGUAGAAACAGUGUCAUUCUGGAUUAAAGAGCCUGCAUGGUUGUUAGUUCU